UUCUAGACACAUCGACCUCUUACAGGAUUAAUCCAGAAAUUAUCAUUCCUGUUUCUGCCUUGCUUUUCCCUCUUUCUCGCAGGUUCUGCAUAGACUGUAGUUCCCACUCCGGAGGGCCCAAAUUCGUGACCUCGCUGGAUUAAGGUCGAUAGUUCGGAUUCAUGUAUAGAAGACCAGCAGCUAGCAGCUCAAAUUGGAGGACUUCGAGGAGAGAGUCGGGCGGAUUUAGAUUCCGGAGAAGUUUUAGAAUUGGAUCAGGUUGAGCUCAGCGAUUCGUUUCCAGGCGUGUGAUUGAACAUUUCUUGACAAAUCGAUUGGUGUUAGGGGUGGUUAUCGUAAGGGGGAGUUAGUUUCCUUCGUCUUGCUCUCCUCCGACAGCUGAGUAAAUUUUUUCAAGGAGAUGGAGAUGAACAAUCCCAGUCCGAAUGUAUAUUCAAAAGUUUAGAUUUGUGAUCUAGAGGCUUCAAGACCUUUGGAUUGCACGAGGCAGCGAGCGGACGAAAGAAUGCUCAUAAGGCAGUAGGCUAGAAGAUAAUUCAAAGACCGAAGUCUUCGCCGCGUAUUGACGAUCAUCAUCAUGUUUGGCGUACUAUUUCCAAAUCGGAGCUUCCCUCUGGCUGUCUCCACCUUUGCCCAAGUGGAUGAUCAUCGAUGGCUACUUGACAUGAACUAUUUUGUAGGUGAAGCAUACGAUCAAGUGAAGGACAUGUGCCUCUUUCUAUUGAACGAUCAAAUGUUGCCAGCCGAUAAAGCUCUGGCGGUCUACGUUCAAAGUCCAGGCUCGUCAUUCGAGUACAGAGGAGCAGUCCACAAUGCGUGUCCUUCUGCUGUCAUUCCGCUUUUGUGGCCAGCUAAUCCCAGUCAAAUGCUGUUGAUGCCUCCUGGCUCUGCUCCCCUUACUGCACAAAUAGGUGUUUCUGUUGAAGAUUUAGCAACUUUGCCCCUUCUCAAUUUAGGCCAGCAAAAGCGUGUGGAGGAAUUAGCAAUGAAGGUAGGUGAAAACCUUUUCAAUUUCAUGCAAUCAUUCUGCACCGUGGAAGGAGACAAACUCGUGGUUCCUAUGGAUAUACUGAAUCGGUGGUUCAAGAAGUUUCAAGAUAAAGCCAAACUAGACCCAGAGUACCUCAAUAGAUUUACGCUGUAACUUCACAAGGUUUUUCUAUCUUCCCUCCUACUUACAGCAAUUUUCAUAAUUGCGAGCGUCUUGUUCGUUGUUUCUUUUGCAAUGGAGAAUGUUUCGGUGAUGAUUG
Molecule: messenger RNA, 1250 nt
Organism: Marchantia polymorpha subsp. ruderalis
Lineage: Eukaryota; Viridiplantae; Streptophyta; Marchantiopsida; Marchantiales; Marchantiaceae
Source: the annotation of a GenBank genome assembly